Epinephelus moara (kelp grouper) is the source of this 1572-nucleotide messenger RNA. RefSeq names its product alpha-2B adrenergic receptor. Gene Ontology annotation, molecular function: G protein-coupled receptor activity. The coding region runs from base 1 to 1572 and encodes 523 amino acids. The record is from RefSeq and is a predicted model, not a curated record. Gene Ontology annotation, cellular component: membrane. Gene Ontology annotation, biological process: adenylate cyclase-activating adrenergic receptor signaling pathway. The transcript has a single exon. Lineage: Eukaryota; Metazoa; Chordata; Actinopteri; Perciformes; Serranidae.
AUGGCAGCUACUCCAGACGCCCCCUGCCUGUCGGAGCUCGGCGGUCUCCCCAACAGGAACAUCAGCCUCGUCUCCGGGUCCCGCCCCUGCAACCGGAGCACCGCCAGGACCUCACCUUACACCCCGCAAGCCACCGCAGCUUUUGCCAUCGCAAUCACCUUCAUGAUGAUCCUCACCAUCGUUGGGAACAUCCUGGUCAUCAUCGCCGUCCUUACGUCCCGAUCCCUGAGGGGGGCUCAGAACCUCUUCCUGGUGUCGCUGGCUGCAGCAGAUAUUUUAGUGGCCACCCUUAUUAUCCCCUUCUCGUUGGCCAACGAGCUGCAGGGCUACUGGGCGUUCAGCUCCAUUUGGUGUGAGAUCUACCUGGCGCUGGAUGUUCUCUUCUGCACCUCCUCCAUUGUGCACCUGUGCGCUAUCGCACUGGAUCGCUACCUGUCAAUCUCUCGGCCCGUGUCCUACGGCGCCAAACGUACUCCAACACGAAUCAAGGCGGCCAUUAUCGUAGUCUGGCUGAUCUCUGCUGUCAUCUCUUUCCCUCCUCUUCUCACGCUGGACAAGAGCGAGGGAGGUGAAGAGGUGUGUGAGCUAAACAACGAACGCUGGUAUAUUCUCUACUCCACCAUUGGCUCUUUCUUCGCCCCCUGUGUGAUAAUGAUCCUGGUGUAUGUGAGGAUUUAUCAGAUCGCUAAGCAGCAUACACGCUGCCCGCCUGGACAGAAACAUAAAGCAGCAGCAGGAGGAAAUGCCAAUGUGGGAACUAAUGAGCCUCCGGCGAAGUUAUCCGAGCAGUCACAACAGAACGGGGAUCAAGUAGGUACGCCGGCCAGCCAACAAGAAAAAGUCCUGACCAAAAUGUCUGGCUCUGAUUCCACCCCGUCAUCACUUCAAAAACUGCCUGAGAAAACCACAAGCCAGGACACUCAGCACCACCCUGCUAAUUCCAGUGCAGCUCCGAUCCAAAAAUCCACCUCCUCCCCCUCAAUUCCCCAACGUGACAGCCAAAUCCUCUCAGCUGUUCCUAACAAAGAGUCCCAGACGCAUCCUGACAAAGGGGGGGAAGCGCAACACGACAACUCGUCCAGCUCUGGCUCUGAAAUGGACGAGGAUGGCGUUCACAGCAAACACGAGACGAACAAGACUGGCGAGCAAACUUUGGGAUCAUCCCAAAAUAAAGGGUUCAAAGUUCAGAUGCUGAACCUGGCGUGCAGAUACAAAAACACGGUGGCCACAGUAUCUGGCACCAAACUGGUACCUGAGGAGACACCUAAGACUCAGGGGACGCCCACAUCCCGCCGCAAAGCCAUGGUGAACAGGGAGAAGAGGUUCACCUUCGUGUUGGCUGUCGUGAUGGGAGUGUUUGUGAUCUGCUGGUUCCCCUUCUUCUUCUCUUACUCUCUUCAGGCGGUGUGCCCCGAGACUUGCAGCAUCCCAAACCCCUUAUUUAAGUUCUUCUUUUGGAUUGGCUACUGCAACUCCUGCCUCAACCCGGUCAUUUACACCAUCUUCAACAACGAUUUCAGGAAGGCCUUCAAGAGGAUACUGUGCAGGGACACAAAGGGUACGUUCUUCUAG